Lindgomyces ingoldianus is the source of this 1291-nucleotide messenger RNA. Its product is annotated as heme peroxidase. The record is from RefSeq and is a predicted model, not a curated record. Gene Ontology annotation, biological process: cellular response to oxidative stress; response to reactive oxygen species; hydrogen peroxide catabolic process. The transcript is spliced from 2 exons. Gene Ontology annotation, molecular function: peroxidase activity; heme binding. Bases 91 to 1023 code for a protein of 310 amino acids. NCBI's taxonomy places the organism in Eukaryota, Fungi, Ascomycota, Dothideomycetes, Pleosporales, Lindgomycetaceae.
CAGCAAUAACCUUUCACAAGUUAAACUGUACAGUACUUCGUACUCUCUUCAAUCGUUGUCUUAUUCAUUCACUUAGAUCUACUUUACAAAAUGUAUUAUUCAAUCACCCUCUUGGCUACGGCAACUGCUGCUCAAGUAUUCCAAUUCUCUGAUGUCAUAUCAGCUGCAUCAAGCAUCAGACGCUCUGUGGCCGACACGACCGGCUCUCUUUUAAAGCGAGAUGGCUGCCCCAGCGUCUGGUCCGACGUGUCGAAAACACUCACAGACGAAUUCCUCUCGGACGGCUCAUGUACCGACAAUGCUCGCGCAGCCAUCCGAGCAGCCUUCCACGACUGCUUCAACGGCGCUUGUGAUGGCUCCCUCAUUCUAGCUGAUGAAUGUAGCAAUUCUGAGAAUUCCGGUCUCGCAGGCUACUGCUCAUACCUCAGCGGUGUUGGGGAUCAAUACAAGGACCAGAAUGUCGGUAUGGCUGACCUCAUCCAAUUCGCAGGAGCCCACGCCAUAAAAACCUGUCCCCUCGGCCCUACCAUCUCCGUCAAAGUUGGCCGCAAGGACUCCAGCUCCGCUAACCCCACUGGCAUCCUCCCACCAGGCAAUGCCAAAGGCGACGAUCUCUACAGACUCUUCCAAUCUAAAGGCUUCUCCGCUACCGACCUCGCUGCUCUCAUCGGUGCCCACAGCACCGCAAAACAAUUCAACGCCGAUCCCUCGCAAGCCGGUGCCCCUCUCGACACUACGCCCGGGAAAUGGGACGUCUUGUACUACGCACAAACCAUUGCGGGUACAGCACCAUUCACCCUGCAAGCGGACAAGAAUCUCGCAAAUCAUCCUGUUGUCGGCGUGCCGUUUAAAGCAUUUGCGGCGAGCCAGGGGGGCUGGGCUGCCGCAUUUGUGCCAGCCAUGGAGAAAAUGAGUAUGAUGGGGGUUAGUGGCCAUCUUGUAGACUGCACGUCUGCACUGCCUGGUGGGAGUAUUAAGCGUGAUAUUAGGGCAGCACCGAUUGCGGAUCGGUUUCAUUGGUAACUGGUAAUUGUGACGGCAUUGAUGCCGUACACUUACGCACUAUUUUUGUUGUAUAAUCUAAUUUGUAAAGGUUUGGUUCUCGGUGAGUGGCGUUGAAGCUAUCAGUUCAUAACUCAAUCGGUUGGAGGUAUGGCGUCCAGCGUUACAUAAAGGCGUGUUUUAGGGCCUUUCUCUGCAUUUUUGCGUCGGGAUAGACUGGGGUACCUAUGGAUAUCGUACAUGCACGGUAUGAGUAAAAGAUUGCGACUACAUAUAUCAGGCAUGUCAC